UGAUACGAAGCUACUACAGCAAUGUUCGUCUUAGAUUCAGCACUCCAGACUUUACCACUGACUGGAUCAAGGUAGAAAGGGGUAUAGUUACAGGAUGCACAGUCUCAGUCAUCUUGUUUGUCUUUGGCAUGAAUCUUAUCUUGAAGGCAGCAGAACAGGAGACAAGGGGUCCCAAGAUGACAUCUGGCAUAAGGAUGCCUCAAACCAGAGGGUUUAUGGACGAUAUAACCAUAACAACAGAAUCCUACAUACAAGCAAGAUGGAUUCUUGGUGUUCUGGAAAAAACAGCAUCCUGGGCAAGAAUGAAGUUCAAGUCAAGAAAGUCAAGGUACCUUGUACUCAGGAAGGGGAAGAUACUGCCUCAUGUGGACCGGAAGAUUCAAGGCAAAGACAUCCCGAGGAUCAUAGACAAUCCUAUCAAGUGCCUUGGGAAGUGAUUUGAUACUACCCUAAUAUACAAGGAAGCUAUCGAUCAGCUCCAGGUUAGUCUGAGCCAGAAUCUGAAGACUAAAGACAAGACAGGACUCCCAGGAAAGUUUAAGGUGUGGAUCGACCAACACUCACUACUACCAAGGCUUAGCUGGCCCUUGAUGCUGUAUGAGAUCCCAACAUCAACAGCAAAAUCCCUAGAGCGUAAUAUAAAAAAGCACAUUCGGAAGUGGUUUGGCUUCCCGCAAUGUUUUACAAGCCUAGGUCUGUACACUGCAACAGGGGAACUGCAGCUACCAGUCUCUUCAUUGGUCGAAUAGUUCAAGGUCUCCAAGGCUCGCUUACUUAUGACACUUAAGGACUCUCCUGAUAAAUGCAUUCGAGGAGCCGGUAUCGAGCUAAGGAUUGGUAGAAAGUAGCCAGUCAGCCAAGCAGUGGAGUCAGCAGAGUCACGCCUCAGACAUGCUGACAUUGUUGGUACCACAACUGUAGGGCACCUUGGCCUUGGAUUGGUUGAACGUCAGAGGUACUCAACAACAUCCAGACAAGACAGAAGAUCUACGAUUCAGGCCGACAUUAGGAAGGGUGAAGAGGAGCGAAGAAUGGCACAACUGGUACAGAUGGGGAGUCAAGGAGCAUCUACCAUGUGGAAUCUACCAGAGAGAAAACUCAACUGGUCAGAUAUCUGGCAGAUGAAGCCAAUUCGUAUAAGCUUCCUUCUCCGCAGCGUGUAUGAUGUUCUACCGACACCAGUUAAUCUCCAUCGCUGGAAACUAAUCGAUGAUCCAUCGUGUUCUCUAUGUGGCAAGAGAGGAACACUGGAGCAUGUUCUUAGUUCUUGCUCAACAACGCUGUCACAAGGCCGUUACAGGUGGAGGCACGAUGGAGUCUUAAGGCAAUUAGCAGACAUCCUCGAGAGGGAAAGACAGAAGAGUGGGGUCCUGCAGUCAUCAAAGACCUGGGGGAUGAGAGUAGACCUGGAAAAGCGACUUUUUUCCAAGAGAUGGUCCAGACAACUCUGUGACAUAGUAUUGUGGGCCCCCCAGGACAAGAAGAUUGUGCUCAUUGAACUGACGGUACCUUGGGAAGAGAGGUGUGACGAGGCUUACGAACGUAAAUCAGCCAAGUACACCCCGUUAACUGAAGACUGUAGAAAGAAAGGAUGGAAAGCCUGGCUUUUCUCCGUAGAAGUCGGGACCAGGGGCUUCCAAGCUAAGUCAUUUUGGAAGAUGCUGACCGAGAUAGGAAUAACUGGCCAUCAGAGAAAGCAAGCAAUCCGCUCAAUCAGUAGUGCAGCUGAAAAGGCAUCUUGUUGGUUAUGGCUUAGGAGAGAUGAAAAGAGCUGGUGCUAACUGUCAACACACAGUGGUUUGAUCCCCACUGUGGCCCCACUAUAUUAGAGUGUCCUAGGUAUAACGGGGCGAAACACUCGAUUAUGUAUGGCACCUACGCUGACGAUGUUGACAGUUCAUUUUGCAGUACAUUACUGUAUGAAAAACAUAUGUUAAAACACCUUUUCUUUUUAUACUGAGAAAUGUCAAAAUGCAAAUUAUUUAAACAUUCUGAUAUCAAUUUGAUCUCCUAGUGAUUUAUGUCGGCAAUGUAAAAUUACGAAUUGUUUCUCUGUGAUUUCUAUAAUACUCCGAUUCCUCGGCAAAUUAAUUGAAUAAUAUGCUGAUUUUAAAAUUGUUAUUCUUGUUAAUACGUUGUACUAAACUGAGGGUUUCUGCUGACAUCUGUACAAUAAACAAAACUAUUUGAAGUCACCCAACACAAUUAAAAUAGAUUCAAUGUCCUUAAGCAUUCGAAUAUAUUAGUUGUAAAGUUAUAAAGUUUGUACCCGUAACAUGUGAUGAUAUUGUUUCCUUUGCAUUGAAAGUACCACGAGCGUCUUUUAGAAACUAUACAGCAGCAUGAAACCGAAGAAGAAGGAAUUGAAAGGAUCCGAAUUAUGCUGUUGGGUCAAGUCAAAGCAGGGAAGUCCUCAUUUAUAAACACUGUAGCUACAAUAGACAGGAAUCGAAUGGCACAGGUCACACGCGCUGGAGCAGCUGACGGAAGCUUGACAAAUGAGCUGAAGGAAUAUAGACCAAGGGACGCAUUAAAGAAGAUCUGCAUAUUGGAUACGAUGGGUUUAGAGACCAACAUGAGUGGUUUGAAUGUGAAAGAUAUCCCAUAUCUUGUGCAUGGAAAUAUUUGCCCUGGUUACAAGUUUAAUCCUGCAUCACCCAUUUCACCAAAGAGCGACUAUUAUAGGUCUGAUCCUAAAAUGUGCGAUAAAGUGAACUGCGUUGUGUAUGUAGUGGACGCUAAUAUUCUCGGACAAGAUAAUGUUUCAGGUGAAACCAAACAGAUAGUUAAGGAUGUUCACGCUGAAUUAAGCCCAGAAGAUAUUGCAACUUUUGUAGUGUUAACCAAAAUUGAUGUACUGUGUCAAUCGGUUGCAACAAAUGUAACAAAUAUAUAUACGAGUGAAAAAGUCAAGCAAGCUGUUAAUCUGGCCGUGGAGUUAUAUAAGGUUCCGAAGCAGAAUAUUUUCCCUGUAAAGAAUUACGAACACGAAUCGGCGAAAAACAUUAAUGCUGAAAUUCUGAUACUAUUGGCUCUGAGACAAAUGGUGAACUUUGGAACAGAUUUCCUCAACCAUGGAACUGGAUUUUCAUCCAGAUUUUAGUAAACUACAAGUUCUUGUGCACGAAAAUAAGUAACAUUUAACUGCAAAAUAUAUCCGUAGGAAAUCAAAGAAAUCAACUGAGGUCAAAAAGCCUAUAAAAUAAUAUAUGUGUUUCUCUUGUAGAUAUAAUUGUACCUUUGUAAAAAAAUCAAAUAAAACUGUUUUCUCUUUUCAGAAUGACAUUAAUUUUA
Ruditapes philippinarum (Manila clam) is the source of this 3294-nucleotide messenger RNA. RefSeq names its product interferon-induced protein 44-like. The record is from RefSeq and is a predicted model, not a curated record. NCBI's taxonomy places the organism in Eukaryota, Metazoa, Mollusca, Bivalvia, Venerida, Veneridae. The transcript is spliced from 5 exons. Bases 2381 to 3103 code for a protein of 240 amino acids.